Messenger RNA from Gopherus evgoodei (Goodes thornscrub tortoise), 3191 nucleotides. Its product is annotated as phospholipid scramblase 1-like. Gene Ontology annotation, biological process: plasma membrane phospholipid scrambling. Gene Ontology annotation, molecular function: phospholipid scramblase activity. Lineage: Eukaryota; Metazoa; Chordata; Testudines; Testudinidae. The coding region runs from base 546 to 1466 and encodes 306 amino acids. The record is from RefSeq and is a predicted model, not a curated record. The transcript has 9 exons. Gene Ontology annotation, cellular component: plasma membrane.
GAGGGUACGGAGGGCGCUCGCUAUACCUCGGAUAAAACAGUACAGAAAUGAACAUUUCACAACCAAUGAAAAGUGAUUUUUUUCCAGACAGGAUGCUAUCAAACUUUAACUAUCUUCAUCUGGUAGUGAUGGGCACUAUCAGGACCCAAUGGUAUUCCUAACAGCCCAAUACCACCAUAUUUCAAUGUGACUGGUGUGGAAUGUGAGGAUGUGACUGUACGCUUCUCAGCUUAUGGCUCCCCUUGCUGCUUAGCCUAAGAGCAAGGCCUCAGACUAUCCUAGUGAGAGAAAGCCCAUAUACAGGUGGACUGUGAUUUUGAUUCUUUGUUUUUCUAUUCCUGUAACUAGCUAAGUGAUAAAAAGUCCACUUAAGUUCUUAAAGUAGAGGCCUUCACAGGCAGGCCUGAAUAUCUAUAAUCUAACACUCCACCCCUUUCUUUUUCUUUUGAGAUCCACCUGCCCAGGUAUCCCUGGAAAGGCGUAGGACAUAUCGCGACACAUUUCCUGAUAGGACCAGGCAUCAAGACACACUUGUAAACAGAGCCAUGGAACUACCAAAUAAAGCUGCUGAAUUUCCAAAUUCCGCUUACCCUCCAGGUUAUGCAGGAAAUCAAGUUCCUUAUGGAUAUCCUCAGUAUCCUUUCCAAAAUGCUCCAGGACAAGCUAAUAAUGCCUUCCAGGGUUACCCAGCAAGAGCUCCAUAUGGACCUGGGGGCCUUCCAGUCCAAAAUCAGCCUUCUGGGCCCAGUGGGGCAGCUUGGAUGCCAGCACCUCCUCCCCCUCUCAACUGUCCACCUGGAUUAGAAUACCUAAGUCAGAUUGACCAGAUAUUAGUUCAUCAGCAAAUUGAGCUUCUGGAAGUUCUUACCGGUUUUGAAACUAACAAUAAAUAUGAAAUCAAAAACAGUUUGGGCCAAAGAGUAUAUUUUGCAGCGGAGGAAAAUGAUUGUUGUACUCGAAAUUGUUGUGGACCAUCACGACCUUUCACCAUGAAGAUCAUUGACAAUAUGGGUCAAGAAGUGAUAGCAUUGCAGAGACCUCUCAGAUGCUCUGCAUGCUGUUGUCCUUGCUGCUUGCAAGAGCUUGAAGUUCAGGCACCUCCAGGUACACCAGUUGGCUACAUAAAACAAAACUGGCACCCCUGUCUGCCUAAAUUUACUGUUCAAAAUGAAGCAAAAAUAGAUGUAUUUAAAAUCAUUGGCCCAUGCGUUGUAUGCAGCUGUUAUGCGGAUAUUAAUUUUGAGGUGAAGACGAUGGAUGAAAGUUCUGUAGUCGGAAGAAUUUCUAAGCAGUGGUCUGGAUUUGUAAGAGAGGCAUUUACAGAUGCUGAUAAUUUUGGAAUCCAGUUUCCACUGGAUCUUGAUGUUAAGAUGAAAGCUGUUAUGAUUGGUGCUUGCUUCCUCAUCGAUUUCAUGUUUUUUGAACAAACUGGGAACAAGCAGCAGCGAGCAGGAGUAUGGCAGUAGAAUCUACUGUUGGACUUAAAAUAUGCUUACGGAGAAAAGUUUCACGCUGCUUUGUGCUCUUUUUCUAAAAUACAUUACAAAAGUCCAGUAUAUAUAGAACAUCUCUGGAUCUUUUGCUUAUUGCUAGUUUCUUUUGUAACUUAGGGUUUAUUGUUUUGAAAUUGCAAAUACAAUUCAAUACCUCUGAUAUUAAUAUAGAUUAAAUCUGUAUAAAUAAUGUGAAAUGUUUGUGAAUCUUCCGUGACUGGAAUUUAAACUGCAAAAUAAUUUCUUUAUUCUUGUGAGCACUUCAUAGAAGAUCUUUUACAGUACAGAAACAUUGGGAGUAAUUCUCUGUCACUUGCACAAAACUACAGUUGAUCCUACAAGAAGAGCAGAAUUUUUAAUAUUCAACGUUGGCAAUGUUUUGAGAUUAUAUAUAUAUAUAUAAAUUCAGUUCUCUGUAAUUGUAUAUUGUAUAUUAAACACUAAUCCUAUAUUUUGUUUAAUUAUGAUAAAAUAGAUAUCAGCAUUCAUAUUUUGAUGUUUGUAAUCUAUGAUUGAUAUAUAUAAAAGAACAUUAUAUGAGAGCAGAGGUAUAAAUGAAAGGUUGAUUUCUUCCACUGUGUUCAUCUGCAUCGCACAAUUCAGAUGUAAAGUUGCCCAACAGAAGCAGAGUGCCUCACUGUAAUUUAACUGCGUGCUAACUGUCUAGUGUCAUUGUGAUACUGGCAAAAGUGAUUCCUAAAGACAUUGUAUACAGCUGGAAGUCUUUCAAAAUUAACAGUUUACCCAAGCAAGAUUAAAGCAGAUAUAACCUCUAUUUUAAAAAUACCAUUUUCCCACUUACCUAGAACAUGAGGGAGAUUUUGGCGUUCUGGGUUAAAAUUUGUUACAGUUGUUGAUCGACCACUUUUUAACUAUUUUAAAAGCUGGAUCAUAUAGUGGCCUUUAAACUCAUCUUAUUUUGAUGAACUUUUGAUUCUUUGUAGUAUGAUGGAAACAUACAUGUAUGGCAGUUUGUACCUUUAGAGAGAAUCACUUGCACAAUAACUACAGUUGAUCCUAGGACCAAGGCAGAUAGAUAAAUAUAUUUAGAGAGAAAAGAAAAAAGUAGGGGGGGAAAAAAAAUCUGUCAGGAACAGUAUUUGGUCCUGCUAGUGAAAGCAGGGGGCUGGACUCGAUGACCUUUCAAAGUCCCUUCCAGUUCUGCGAGAUAGGUAUACCUCCAUAUAUUUAGGAACAAUUAAUGAUUUCUCUCUCUUCUUGCUCUGGUAAUAUCCUUAUUCCUCUUCCCUGCCACUGAUCGAGGCAGUGGCUAUCAGAUGUAUUUAAGAAGACUUAGUAAGUUAAUUUAUUUGUAAACCCAGCAAAUUGGUUAUGGAAAUAGGGAGAGACAGACAUAAAGAGUCCAUGAUGCUAUUUUUAUAUAAACAGUUUUCAACAGUUUUGUCUCCUCUUCUUGAUUAUGAUUUAGAAGCAUUUUUAUUUUAACUGGGUAAGCAUUUGUCAGUUCCCAGCCCCGGUUCUCACAAGCACACACUUGCGUCUCAGUCCCAAAUGUUUAUAACAUGCUAAGGGUGGCAUUUUUGUGUACGUUCCUCUUUCUAUCUGAUACUAGUGACAAGCCUAUUCUAAUUACUUGUUCACUUUUCUCAAACCACAUUCCUUUUGUUUAGUUAUCCAAUCUUUUUAAAUGUGCCAGUGACUUUGCUGAAAUAAUAAAAGGCAGAUGAGCCAAAGAAC